GUAACAACCGAAAUCGUUACUUGUACAAUUUGUAACUGAACAUCUUGUUAGAUAAAUUAUUUGUAUCCAUAAAAAGAAAAGUGGACACUUUAUUUUGCGUUUAAGUAUGUGAAGUGCAUGCUCUAUUCCGUUUAAAUAUGCAUGGAUAUAAAAAUUAAAUUACGGUCGUUAUAAUAAGUGAUAUCAAUUUUAAGUUUGAUAUUACCCUUUGUAAUUUUGUAUCUGUUUGUUGAGCAGUAAAUUUGUUUCAUGAAGUAGAGUACUAAAUAUACAUUAGUUAAUAUAAAAUGAAAUUGUUUAUUUAUAAAAAGGAUUAUUCAAGAAGUGUUUUAUUAAUAAAUGUUGUUACGAGUCUUUGUUUAAUAUAUUUAUAUUUGUAUUCAAAAUUAAUAAAUGAAGAUGUCAGGGUAAGUUAAAUUGGAAAUGUAUCCUUUAAAAUUACAGAUGAAUAAUGAUACAACAUUUUUUGUUCUUUGGAUAGAAACAUUGAAAAAUAUUCACACAAUUGUGUUAUUGACGUAAUAUAUUUACGGCUUAGACAAAUUGAAAGACAUUGUAAUUAGGAUUUUGAUGUCAAUCGAUAUAGUUUAUGGUACAAUGAAUAAUAUUUAUCGUAUUUAUCGUAUUUAAAACAUUAAAGUGUAAUUUAAAUAAUUGACAAAUUUUAUUAUUUUCAAUAGUAUUUAUUUGUAUCACGUGUCAGACAUCGAGAUAUGUUUCUUAUUUUACAGAACGCAGAUGAUAAGACUUCAACUUGGCAAUCUAUUCCCGAUAAUACAACAGUAGUAACAGCCUAUCUAGAUAUAGGUACUUUUUCAAAAGGACAUCCUUAUAGGAAAAGGUCGAAAACAUUUUAUUUUGAAAGAGCCAAAGCGUUUAAAUAUUUAUUAAAUGCAUUAAUAGUAUAUACAAAUUCAAUAUUGUUUAAAAAUCAUAUGCUUGAAAUACGACGUGACCUUCUAUCUGUUACAAAAGUGUUGCUUAUUGAUUCAAUGUCAAUAACGUCAUUUCAAUAUAUAAAACGAAUUCAAGACAUUUUUCUGUUGCAUUCGUACCCAAAAUACUAUCCGCAUACAACUAAUCCUUCGUAUACAUGUGUUAUGCAUGCCAAAUUCGACUUUCUAUUGAAAGCAACGGAAGAAAAUACAUUCAAAUCAAAAUACUUUAUGUGGUUAGAUGUUGGAUAUUUUUCAAGUAAACCACCUUUAAAGAUGUUUCAUUUAUCCAAACCACCAUCAUUUAAUGAAACUAAAAUAGCGGCUGGCCAACUUGUUUCAAAUCUAACUCAAGCUCUUGAACUAGAUCCAUAUACAAUUUUUAAAAAGAAAAAGAGCAUUGUUGCGGCCGGGCUAUUAUUUGGAGAGAAAAGUCGUAUAAUCAAUUUUUCAAAACUAUAUCAAAGUGGGUUUAGGUACUUUUUGUCACAAAAUUUAACCAAUUCUGAGCAACAGGUAAUAUACGCUAUUUACUGCGAUAAAGGCAACCGUAUACUAAAACCUACAGUUGAGCUACAAUAUUACAAGGCGCCUGGUGUUUCUAACUAUCAUUUUCUUGGUAUUAACCUUAUGAAAAUAAGCUCAUUUUCGUAAUUGAAAACAAUAUUGAAAAUUACAUGUC
Messenger RNA from Ruditapes philippinarum (Manila clam), 1617 nucleotides. RefSeq lists its product as uncharacterized. Bases 714 to 1589 code for a protein of 291 amino acids. The record is from RefSeq and is a predicted model, not a curated record. The transcript has a single exon. Lineage: Eukaryota; Metazoa; Mollusca; Bivalvia; Venerida; Veneridae.